Molecule: messenger RNA, 871 nt
Organism: Paraphaeosphaeria sporulosa
Lineage: Eukaryota; Fungi; Ascomycota; Dothideomycetes; Pleosporales; Didymosphaeriaceae
Exons: 1
Coding region: 53-682 (209 amino acids)
Source: RefSeq, a predicted model, not a curated record
CGUCCAUAGCUCAAAAGUCUUACUACUGGUUCCAAACUCUCGCAAGCACAAUAUGGCCCCCGCCUGGCUUGAAAACUUUAUCACGCGCGAGGACGCUACCCCAGAUCCGCGACGCAACUCGGAGCAGCCUACGCUAGAGAUACACUAUACUGCCAUAGGCGGCCAUCGUCGUAUCUUGGGCGUGCAGGGCGACACAAGACCGCGUUACGAAGUCAAUCGACAAGCCAUACUCGGCGCUUGGGGGAGUAAGUGCCACAUCACGUCUCCUGCGAACGAAGGCAAAAAAGUGGCCAUCAUCAGCUUCCAUUCCCUCCCCCGAGCUUUCAUUGAGAUCGAGUUCCCGCAACGCCACCACCAAAUCGACAUCAGCACAAGCAAGCAACGAUUUGAUGCCAGCGGCGGGCUUGGUUGUCUUCAUUGGAAAGGCACCGGGAUGGAGGUGUGUGGCCAUGCAUCAUGGGAGCUACGUGAUGAGACGAGCCUUGUGAUGGCGGUGGACAUAGAUCAGAACCAAGUGAAUGGGGUUAUUCGUCUUUGGAGACAGAACCUAGAUGCUGAGACGGUAGAGGAACUCGUGGUUGCCGCAAUUGCUAAGAUCGAGGAGUAUAAGCUGACCAUAAGGACUUCAAAGACGUCCUUCGUCGGCGCUACUGCUACCGCGGGAUGGCUGGCCAGUUCUUAAGCGUAAAAGUGUCAUGAAUUGUUCUAUGCUGUAUACAUCUCAGCUUUCAGUAGUAGAAGUAGAGGUAGUUACCUAAUUUAGCGUAGGGCUCUCACUUUCGAAGGAGUCUAAGGGCGCUAAUGGAUGCUCUAGCUUAAACGUCCUGUAUAAGAAUGCUAAUUGGCAUUUAGCGUGUUGGCGAAGAUGUAU